Penicillium longicatenatum is the source of this 1323-nucleotide messenger RNA. RefSeq names its product NCBP3 domain-containing protein. The coding region runs from base 1 to 1323 and encodes 440 amino acids. The transcript is spliced from 2 exons. Lineage: Eukaryota; Fungi; Ascomycota; Eurotiomycetes; Eurotiales; Aspergillaceae. Gene Ontology annotation, cellular component: nucleus; cytosol. The record is from RefSeq and is a predicted model, not a curated record. Gene Ontology annotation, molecular function: mRNA binding; RNA 7-methylguanosine cap binding.
AUGGCCAUGCCUCUAGAUGCGACUAAUCAGGCAUCAAUUGCCGAUGCAACCAUGGACAUCGAUAUGGAUAUCGACCUGGGGCUGGAGCCUGAACCUGAACCCGAACCCGAAUCCAUUCAAACUGAGACCAUCCAAGAUACCAUGACCGAUCCACCCACCGAGGAAGCCGUAUACGAAAAAGUUCACGUACGCGGCGUGGAUGAAUUGUCCACCGACGACAUCAAGCAAUUCGCGACCAGUCACUUCGAGCACGAGACACCUGCACGGGUCGAAUGGAUCGAUGACACCUCGGCAAACCUCAUUUACUCUUCCACCGACGUGGGCCUCCAGGCUCUUCUAGCUCUGACUCAGGUCAACGAGGAAGAAGAUGCCUCCGCCCUCCCACCUUUGCGUCUCCGGUCAGCGAAGCUCCUUGCAAGUCACCCAGACUCCGUUUUGCAAGUGCGAUCAGCUGUCAAAUCAGACCGUAAGCAACCGCGUUCGUACGAAAAGAGUCGCUUUUACCUCAUGCACCCGGAACACGAUCCUCGAGAGCGCCUGCGGGAGGAACUUGCGGAGAGAAGACAACGCGGAGACACAAAUGAGGGAGAUUACAGGCGUCGUCGAUUUGAUGAUCGAGAACUGCGUCGAAGACGCGAUCGCGACGACGAUGACAACUUCAAUGCCAAUAUGUACGACGAUCAGCCUGAGAGCGUCUCGGAACCGGAGCGUAACCGCUCCGGCCGCAGACAGGGAGGACCGCGCGAAUUGUUCCCAUCUGAUGACCGGGCAUCUGGACGGCUGCGCAAUCGCAGUGCCUCCCCCGGCAGAGAUACCCUUGAAGAGGGAAACCGUGUCGAUCGAAACCCCGACACUCGCAGAAGAUUCCGUGAACGAUCGCCCCAGCUUGGACGUCAAAACAGAGGCAAGGAGCUUUUCCCAACCGAAGCUGGCACCCGUGAACUAUUCCCCAAUAAACCUGCGUCGAGUUAUAUUAAGAAGGAGCUUUUCCCAACCAAAGCGAGCGGCCACCGCCGGUCUGAUGCGUUUGAUGCUGCCGAUGAGACCCCAGAUCUUUUGGGACGAAGAAUCUCCGUUCCCCUUGCCGAUGGCAGUUCUGACCAGCGGAUCCGUGGAAUGGCCAAAGAUGUGGAUCAAGGCUUUGCGAUUCGGGGCGCCAGUGGCAUCUCGAUCAAAGGACGUGGCGCGUCAGUUCGGGAACUGUUCCCAUCCAAGUACGACAAUCAGACAGGACAGUCGGCCAAUGCAGGAAAGGAACUCUUCUCUGAUACUUUGGAGGGUCGCGGAGGACGCCGGCGAAGAGCAGAGGAUAUGAUGAAUUAA